AUGUUGCUUCCGCUGUGCGCUGUUCUUCUCUAUGUUUGCGGUGUGGUUGUGUACAGGUUGUACCUUCAUCCUUUAAGCAAGUUUCCGGGACCAAAACUAGCUGCGGCAUCGACUCUCUAUGAAUUCUAUUAUAAUGUUAUCCAAGGGGGUCGGUAUCUGUUCGUGAUUGAGGAGUUGCACAAGAAAUAUGGUCCGAUUGUGCGCAUUACACCUCAUGAACUUCAUGUUUCAGAUCCAUCUUUCUACACGGAAAUCUAUGCUGGUCCUACUAGAAAGCGUGAGAAGGACCCAAGAAUGGUCCGGUUGGCAGGACAGCCGACUUCGAUGUUCGCAACUGUCGACCACAACUUGCACGCUUCACGGCGCGCUAUUCUCAGUAGUUACUUUUCGAAGAAGUCUAUCACCGGUCUGGAGAGUAUGAUCCAAAGUAAAGUUGAUAAGCUUAUGGGACGGCUCAUCACUGCCUGUGAUCAAGGCAUCGUGGUCCCCCUGGAUUGGGCAUCCUCAGCUCUGACUGCCGAUAUCAUUUCGGAGUUUGCGUAUGGUGUUAGUCUCGACUAUCUGGAUGACCCCAAUUUUAAGAACGAGGUUGCAGAGUCGAUUUUGAGUCUUGCAUCUUCUGUUCAUGUGUUGAAAUUUUUCCCUUUUAUCCUGUCUCUUUCGAAAAUGAUCCCAGACAGUGUUGUUGAGAUUCUUUCCCCCGAGGCUUCAAAGAUUUUGCGAUUACAGAAGCUAGUCCGUGCACAGGCCGCUGUUGCGUUAGAGAAUGGAGGUCAUAUCAAGGGGAAGAACACAAUGUUUGGAGCUCUCUGUGACCCUUCACUGCCCCCACAAGAGCGAUCUCUCGAUCGGCUUCAGGACGAGGGCUUCUCACUGAUUGGCGGAGGCACCGAGACUACUGCAGGAACGCUGAAGAUUAUCAUGUUUAACUUGCUGCACGACAAGUCUCUGCUAUUAAAGCUUCGUGAGGAGCUUGCCCAAAACUCAAGUGGUACAUGGGCUGAGCUCGAGCAAUUGCCCUACAUGAGAGGAGUAAUUAAUGAGGGACUUCGUCUUUCCGGCGUGAUUACUCGACUUCCACGACGUGCUCCAGAUGAAGCAUUGCACUUGAAUGAGUGGACAAUUCCCGCGAACACACUUCUGAGCACAUCAUCCUGGUUUAUGCAUAUGAACACAGACCUGUUUCCUAAUCCGCAUAAAUUCGAUCCUGAGCGAUGGAUUCGCGCCCAAGAAGCCGGACAGCGUCUUGAGCCAAUGAUUGCCGCCUUCAUUAAGGGAUCCAGACAAUGCCUGGGUAACAACUUGGCUUUGGUGGAGCUGUACCUGGUUAUUUCUGCCUUGGUCAGACGAUUUGAUAUGGACUUGUACAAAACUGGACCCGAGAAUAUUGUUACUUACAGGGAGUUUGGCUUUGGAAUCCCCAAGGAGAAGGGAGGGCUGAAAGUCAUCAUCACGAAGACGCUAAGCUCAUAG
Molecule: messenger RNA, 1473 nt
Organism: Penicillium antarcticum
Lineage: Eukaryota; Fungi; Ascomycota; Eurotiomycetes; Eurotiales; Aspergillaceae
Product: cytochrome P450
Exons: 5
Coding region: 1-1473 (490 amino acids)
Molecular function (GO): oxidoreductase activity, acting on paired donors, with incorporation or reduction of molecular oxygen; heme binding; iron ion binding
Source: RefSeq, a predicted model, not a curated record